Molecule: messenger RNA, 3904 nt
Organism: Sebastes umbrosus (honeycomb rockfish)
Lineage: Eukaryota; Metazoa; Chordata; Actinopteri; Perciformes; Sebastidae
Product: alpha-2,8-sialyltransferase 8E-like
Exons: 7
Coding region: 589-1668 (359 amino acids)
Biological process (GO): N-glycan processing; oligosaccharide metabolic process
Molecular function (GO): alpha-N-acetylneuraminate alpha-2,8-sialyltransferase activity
Source: RefSeq, a predicted model, not a curated record
GAAAGCAGAGAGAGAAGGCUGGGGCUCUGGGUUUGGGGGCGGAGAACAGAAGGAGCUUUGGGACAAUGGUGGAAAGUAGGAUUGUGAGUUUUUCUGGAUGAACACAUGAAGAAAAAGAGGAAAGAAGAUGGGUGGAUCAAAGAGGCAUGACAAAGAUUGAAGUAGGAUGUGGUGGAGCAACAGAAGAUCGGAUUCGUCUCAGCUGUUGUGGACGCAAACAGGAAGAGAGGAAAGUGGAGGUGUACAGAAGACUUGCCUGAACAAGAGGCAGAAAAAGAAAAACUACUAACUGAGGAGACGUGAGAGAAACACUGAGUCAAACCAGACAGACAAAACAGACAGGAAGAGCUAGAGGAGGAGGAGGAGGAGGAGGAGGGAGUGAGGUAAAAGGAAACACACGAAAGCAGAGAGGCAAAAGAUUAACACUCUUGAGAGAGAGUGUGUGAGAUUGAGCCGAAGAGGGGGGAGGAAAUCUGAAAACAGAGGGAGGGUGACAGAGAGCAGAGAGUGUUGAGCAAGGUGAAGUCAGACAGCAGAGAGACAGAAGGUGAGGGGGCUAGCGCAUGAAGUUAGCAGGAGGGGAGAGGUAUGAGGGGACAGCUCUUGAAGUCACUCUUCUCUGUGGUGAUCACUCUCUUCUUUGUGGGGAGCCUGCUGACCACUCUCGUCUGGUACAUGGUCGACAACAAUAAUGUUGAACCUCAGAGGCCGCCUCCUCAAAAGAAAAGUGCCCCUCAGCCCUCUGACCCUUGUAAUGGCUGCAGGGAGGUCAUCGGCAAAGUAUUAGAGCGUUACUCUAAACCCUGGAAGAAGCAGGAGGACAAUAACCAAAAAUUCAGAUCUCAGCUGAACAACAAGUGCCAUGGUUCUGCCAAGGGCAUCAUUACCCAGACCAACACUCCAGUGGGAUCCAAGCUCGUGUACGACGGAGAAAAGAAAAGGACCCUCCAGGUGACCCCGGAGAUUUUCAGCACCUUUGCAAAGGAGCAUCCGUUCUCAAAUAAAACAUGGGACACGUGUGCUGUUGUUGGGAACGGAGGGAUCCUGACCAACAGCAGCUGUGGAAAGAUGAUCGAUUCAGCUCAGUUUGUUAUCAGGUGCAACCUACCUCCUUUGGGAAACGGCUACGAGAAACACGUGGGCAUCAAGACUGACCUUGUGACAGCAAACCCAAGUAUCUUCGUAGAGAAGUUUGGGGCUCUGAUGGGGCGUCGCCGUCCCUUUGUGGAGAGUCUGCGCACCUACGGCAACUCCCUGCUGCUCCUUCCCGCCUUCUCCUACGGCCACAACACUCCUGUGUGCAUGCGGGCCGUCUACAGCAUUGAGGACUUUGAAAGCCCCACCCGGCCCAUCUUCUUCAACCCUGAAUACCUCCAGAAUCUGGCGCUCUUCUGGCGCUCCCAAGGCCUACGAGCAGUGCGGCUCAGCACCGGCAUAAUCAUGGCUAGCCUGGCUCUGGAACACUGUGCCAAUGUGCAUCUGUACGGGUUCUGGCCGUUCAGUAAUCACCCACAUGGACUCCAUGCUCUGACUAACCACUACUACGAUAACAGACAAACUAAAACGAAAUUCCACGCCAUGCCGGCUGAGUUUGACCUCUUGUUGCGACUGCACAGUCAGGGGGCGCUCAGGCUUCACCUGGGAGAUUGUCAAGCUGGUGGAAAGUAGCUCUCAGAGCCAGGGACAGCUGACAGGACAGGAGCAAAGUGCCUUGUUUGUAGCCCAGUCUUUCAUUUACUUUUGAAUGAAUUGACAGAUCUCUUUUGGCUGAUGACACGGAUUACGUGUGUCCGAGCAGAAUGGAUUUACAGUAAAUGCUGAGUUGGCUCAUCAGCAGCCAAGACAUUUGUACUGAAAUGAAGAUGCAACAAUCACAAGACUGUAAACAUUAUAGUUUUAUAGUGUAUCUAAAACUGUAUUUAUUUCCACAAAUGUUCCAGCUGGAGUCUGGAGGGAGUUGCUUUGAUUUAAAUGGGAAUCCUUUGUGAGGCCUUUGUGGGGGUCGACACUGUAGUGCCUUACGUCAGAUCAAACUGAAUGUAUUUUGAAGAAAAUCAAAUACCUCCUUUACAUGAAGAUUGCCUGGCUAUUAACAUUUAAUGAAAACAGCCAGACACUGAAUGUAAAGAAUCUUUUGACAUUUAACCACUUUUAAAAGAUAUUCUGGGAACUCUUGAGGGGAAAUGUACGGUACUCACACACUUUAAAUCACACAAAGGCUGGUGCUGGUGGUGGAAGAUGAUUUCUGCACUCUUGUCCUCACUCACUGACACUGCUGGAUGUGAUACAGACAUGAGGUAAACCUCAGAUAUCAGAGGGCCAACUACAAACCAUCAUGGCUGCCCUCUGUGGUCAUCAGAGGGUCCUAUUAAGUGAGGCUCGGAGCCAAGGAUUACAUCACAGACACCACAGACAGAAACACUACUAAACAUGGGAGGUCCCUCCUCACAAAGGUUGCUAUGGUGAUCCUGUGCUACAAUGUGCUAUCCCUCGGCACCACAGUGACCAGACGAGGACAUAUACUGUCACAAAGUGGCAACAUUCACAUAUUGGUACAAUAUUAGGGUGGAAGCGAGUACUUUUUAAGUUGAUGUAAAUACUAAAUCAAUAACUGACUCCAUUGUACGGUGAUAUAAUGAUGCGCUUUGGGUGAUAACCUUCGGGUAAGAACAUUUGCAUCAAGACUUGGGUGGCUCUUGUGUAACUGGGAUUACCGCCUUUCAUGCUGAUACUUAUAGUCUUAACAGUAAUUUUUGUCAACCAGAACAAUAACGUACAUGCUGUAGAUGACCAAACUUGAGAACUCUUGGCGAGCCAGUUUUUAGAAUCAUGUGAUUUUGUUUUUUUUCGUGAACAACACAAGGUGCGAGGGAAAAUUAACUUAAAGAGAAUCAGUGAAUAAAUAUUUAUCACAAAAAAAUGUUGUAUAUAAUAAGUGGCUGGAGUGGAAUUCACUUGUCUAACCAGGCAACAAACGUUUUUUCUCAGACGUCUACAUGAUUUAGUGUCUUUGAGCCACUAAGUGCUAAAAACCUGCCAAGAUUUGUAGUUAGAAUGCAGUAUUUCUACUUACGAACCACACACCAUAUGAUCCACUGAUUUUGUGCCAACAACACAACAUUAAACUUAAAAAUAAAACAUUAUUAAAUAUGUGAAAAUGUUAACCUAAAAAAUAAAAUAGAAAAAAAAAAGAAAAAAAAAUGAAAUAAAAAAUAACUUCAACUGGAAUUUAAAAACGCGUUUUGCUGCUCUCUGGCACAAAAGACAAGAACUGCAGUUAUUUCAUGAUGGUUACAGCUGUCAGUUGUGCCAGCAACACAACAUUAAACUUAAAAAUUAAACAUUAUUAAAAAUGUUAAAAUAAAAAAAAAAAAAAUAUGGAAAAUAAAUAAAAAAUUAAACAAAAUUAAAAGAAAAAUGGGAAAUAGAUAAAAAAAAAAAAAUGGAAAUAAAAAAUAACUUCAACUGGAAUUUAAAAACGCGUUUUGCUGCUCUCUGGCACAAAAGACAGGAACUGCAGUUAUUUCAUGAUGGUUACGGCUGUCAGUUGUGCCUACAACACAACAUUAAACUUAAAAAUAAAACAUUAUAAAAAAUGUGAAAAUGUUAAAAUAAAAAAUAAAAAAUAAAAAAUAAAAAAAUAAAAAUGGCACAGAAAUGGCACAAAAAUGGCAUAGAAAAAAAAUUAAAAAAAUAAAAUUAAAAAAAUAAUUCAAAAUUAAAAAAAAUAAAAAUAAAAAUGGAAAUUAGAAAAAAAAAAAUGAAAUAAAAAAUAACUUCAACUGGAAUUUAAAAACGCGUUUUGCUGCUCUCUGGCACAAAAGACAGGAACUGCAGUUAUUUCAUGAUGGUUACGGCUGUCAGUUGUGCCUACAACACAACAUUAAACUUAAAAGUUAAAAAU